Messenger RNA from Salvia hispanica, 2427 nucleotides. It is a transcript of the gene CLC-B, whose product is annotated as chloride channel B. Gene Ontology annotation, molecular function: nitrate:proton symporter activity; voltage-gated chloride channel activity. NCBI's taxonomy places the organism in Eukaryota, Viridiplantae, Streptophyta, Magnoliopsida, Lamiales, Lamiaceae. Gene Ontology annotation, biological process: transmembrane transport; chloride transport. Gene Ontology annotation, cellular component: plant-type vacuole membrane; intracellular membrane-bounded organelle. The record is from RefSeq and is a predicted model, not a curated record.
AUGGAGGAGGUCAACAGGUUUGUAGAAUCAGAAGCAGAAAGAUAUCAACAAGAAUAUGAUGAUUUCAAUGACCCAGAAAGCAAUGAUCUUCACCACCCUCUCCUCAAGAGAAACAGAACCCUCUCCUCAAGCCCCCUCGCCAUUGUUGGAACCAAGGUUUCUCAUAUUGAGAGCUUGGAUUAUGAGAUCAAUGAGAAUGAUCUGUUCAAGCAAGAUUGGAGAAGCAGAUCAAAAGUUCAAGUGUUGCAAUACAUACUGAUGAAAUGGCUGCUGGCAUUCUUGGUUGGGAUUCUCACAGGUGGGAUAGCAACUUUGAUCAAUCUUGCUGUUGAGAAUAUAGCUGGAUACAAGCUUCUGGCUGUGGUCAAUUACAUAGAUGAAGAAAGAUAUAUGAUGGGAUUUCUAGUUAUGGCUGGAGCAAAUUUUUUUCUUACCUUGGUGGCUGCACUUCUCUGUGUUUUAUUUGCACCUACAGCGGCUGGCCCGGGAAUUCCUGAGAUCAAAGCAUAUCUCAAUGGAGUUGACACUCCUGAUAUGUUUGGUGCUACAACAUUGAUUGUGAAGAUUAUUGGAAGCAUCGGAGCUGUCUCUGCCGGGCUAGAUCUCGGGAAAGAGGGGCCUCUUGUGCACAUUGGAAGCUGCAUUGCUUCGUUGCUGGGGCAAGGCGGGCCGGACAACUAUCGGGUCAAAUGGCGUUGGUUGAGGUACUUCAACAACGAUAGGGACAGGCGUGAUCUGAUCACGUGCGGCUCCUCAUCCGGGGUUUGUGCUGCUUUCCGGGCACCAGUUGGUGGGGUCCUAUUCGCCCUCGAGGAGGUGGCUACGUGGUGGAGGAGUGCACUCCUGUGGAGGACCUUCUUCAGUGCAGCAGUUGUCGUGGUGGUGCUUAGGGCCGCGAUUGAGGUCUGCAAGUCGGGCUACUGUGGGCUGUUUGGGCACGGAGGGCUCAUCAUGUUUGACGUGAGUGGGGUCGAGGUCAGGUAUCAUGCUUUCGACCUCAUCCCCGUGGCCGUGAUCGGCAUUCUUGGUGGCCUUUUGGGAAGCCUUUACAAUUAUGCUCUCCACCAAGUUCUCAAAGUGUACAAUGUCAUAAAUAAGAAGGGAAAGAUGCAUAAGCUUGUCCUCGCGUUGAGCGUCUCGAUUUUCACGUCCGUGUGCCUCUACGGGCUCCCGUUCCUUGCACAAUGCCGGCCUUGUGAUCCGCUCGACUCUUCGUGCCCCUCGACUGGCAGGGAAGGGAACUUCAAGCAAUUCAACUGCCCUAAAGGGCACUACAACGAUCUCGCUACGCUUCUCCUCACCACGAACGACGACGCAGUGAGGAACAUCUUCUCCAUAAACACUCCAUCGGAAUUCAACAUGUUUUCCCUGGCCAUAUUCUUUGCAUUGUAUUGCAUAUUAGGGCUAAUCACCUUUGGCAUUGCUGUUCCAUCUGGUCUUUUCCUCCCCAUCAUUUUGAUGGGGUCGGCCUACGGGCGUAUGCUCGGCAUUGCCAUGGCGCCCUACACGAAGAUCGAUCAAGGGCUAUACGCGGUUCUUGGAGCUGCCUCCCUCAUGGCUGGUUCAAUGAGAAUGACAGUCUCCCUCUGUGUCAUAUUCCUCGAGCUCACCAACAACCUCCUAUUGCUCCCCAUCACAAUGCUCGUCUUGCUCAUUUCGAAGACAGUCGGGGACUGCUUCAACCCGAGCAUCUAUGAGAUAAUCCUCGAGCUGAAAGGGCUGCCUUUCUUGGAUGCACACCCUGAGACAUGGAUGCGGAACAUAACAGUGGGUGAGCUCACUGAUGUCAAGCCACCAGUCGUCACCCUCAGCGGGGUCGAGAGGGUGGGACGGAUAGUCGAGGUCCUGAAAAACACGACACACAACGGGUUCCCAGUUGUGGACAGCGGGAUCACUGUCUCUCCGCCACUAGGUUCGUCUCCAAACAGCGCCAAUGAGCUACACGGGAUGAUAUUGAGGGCUCACCUUGUACUAGCCCUCAAGAAGAAGUGGUUCCGGCCCGAGCAACGUAGGACAGAGGACUGGGAGGUGCGGAAGGAGUUCACGUCCAUCGACCUGGCCGAAAGGGGCAUCACCAUACAGGAGGUGACUGUGACCAAGGACGAGAUGGACAUGUACGUCGACCUGCAUCCCUUGACCAACACAACUCCGUACACCGUGGUCGAAAGCAUGUCCGUGGCCAAGGCCCUGGUUCUGUUCAGGCAAGUCGGGCUCCGGCACAUGCUCGUACUGCCCAAGUAUCAAGCUGCAGGAGUUUUCCCUGUGGUUGGGAUCUUGACAAGGCAAGAUUUGAUAGCUCACAACAUUUUGGAUGUGUUUCCUCAUCUCUCUAGCUCAAAGGGAAAGAAGAGCCAUUGAUCUCAUCUCCCAACUCUCCACCAUUUCAAUUCACGCCACAUGAUAUAUUCUUGAGAUUCUUUCCCCUAU